This is a messenger RNA of Arachis ipaensis, 1681 nucleotides long. The record is from RefSeq and is a predicted model, not a curated record. NCBI's taxonomy places the organism in Eukaryota, Viridiplantae, Streptophyta, Magnoliopsida, Fabales, Fabaceae.
CAACUGCUUUCUAAAAAUAAAAUAAUAUUUUGGAUUUAAUUUCUCGAUCUUUUUCCAUUUUUAUUUUUUCUUAAUCUCUUGAAAAUGGGGAUUUGAGAAUUUCACCAAAAUAGUGUGCAGCCGAAUCAGCCCCAUCCGCUCCCUCUGAACAACGGGUUUGAGAUUAGAAAUGCUGAGUGGAAGGGUAUACUGGAGUUGGAGGAGGUGAGGGGAAAACAUAGAAAGAAGGUGAUUUGAGGAAAGGUACUUAUUUUAAUGAUUUAAUUUCGAAGUUUUUUGGUUCUUGUGAUCAAUCCUCUGACAGAAAGUCAGAACCACUCGACGUCAUACUUCAUGCUUCUCUAGUAAUCUAGUUUUAUUUCCCAUGCGCUCCCUCAGCUGGCUUGCUAGCUGUUGAUCAGUACUAAGGCUUGAUUUGGCAAGCUUUAGUUGGAUUGAGUAUUAGCAUUGGAUGCUGAUGGUGGAUACAAUUUUGUAUUGUAGAGACAUUCAACACUUGCUUCAUAAGGUGAUGUUCUAGUAGUGGAAGGGGCCGGAGUCCAUAAUGGUUAUCCAUUGUUGAUUUGUUGUACAUACUGGCAAUCCAUAGGACUGGCAGAUGGCUAUGACAAAUUUAAAUGAAGAAGAAAAAGCCGAAGAUUAUCUGUUCAAGAUUGUUCUAGUUGGUGAUUCAGCUGUUGGGAAGUCCAAUUUACUUGCGAGAUUUGCCAGGGAUGAGUUUUAUCCUAAUUCAAAGUCAACUAUAGGAGUAGAAUUUCAAACUCAGAAGAUGAAUAUUAAUGGAAAGGAAGUUAAAGCACAGAUAUGGGAUACAGCUGGGCAAGAGAGGUUCAGAGCUGUUACAUCUGCAUAUUACAGGGGGGCAGUCGGAGCACUUCUGGUGUAUGACAUAAGCAGGCGCCAAACAUUCGAUAGCAUUGGCAGAUGGCUUAAUGAACUUCACACUCAUUCAGAUAUGAAUGUGGUUACAAUACUUGUUGGAAACAAGACAGAUCUUAAGGAUUCGAGGGAGGUGUCGACUGCAGAAGGAAAGGCCUUAGCCGAGGCACAAUGCUUGUUCUUCAUGGAGACGUCAGCACUUGAUUCAUCAAAUGUAGUGGCUGCUUUUGAAACAGUUGUGAAAGAGAUAUACAACAUAUUAAGUAGGAAGGUUAUGAUGUCUCACGAGCUCAAAAAACAGGAACCGGCCUCUCUUGAGAAUGGAAAAACUAUUGUUUUAACAGGAAUAGAAAUAGGAACAGGAGCAGCCAAGGCAAAAGCAAAACCAAAAGCAAAAGCAAAAGGAACUGGGACUGCAACUGGGACUGCAACUGCAACUGCAACUGCAACUGGGACUGGAACUGGAACUGAAACUGGAACUGGAGCAGGAACGGGAACAGGAAAAGAAACAGAGACAGUAGAAGGGGAAGGGGGAGGAGAAGGGGAAGGGGAUGGGGAAGGGAAACCAGAAGCAGCAGCUGCAGAAGCAGCGGCACCGGCUAAAAAGGGUUGUUGUUCGACUGGUUGAGAUAAAAACGAUAUUGUGUAGGCUUUUAGAAACUCGGUUUUUGUUAUGAUUAUUCAUCCAAAUCCUCAAUGUCACUCAGAUGAAGAUUUAUCUUAUGAAUGUUCCCUGCAAGCGAAAGUAGAAAUUGUCAGUGCAUAAGAAUUGCAAGGAUGAAAAGAACAUUGCAACUGUUAA